Molecule: messenger RNA, 1613 nt
Organism: Apis laboriosa (Himalayan honeybee)
Lineage: Eukaryota; Metazoa; Arthropoda; Insecta; Hymenoptera; Apidae
Gene: Nt5a
Product: 5'-nucleotidase domain-containing protein 1
Exons: 2
Coding region: 1-1464 (487 amino acids)
Molecular function (GO): 5'-nucleotidase activity
Source: RefSeq, a predicted model, not a curated record
AUGAUAAAAAGUUGUCAUUUACAUUAUAAAUCAUUAACAUUUUUACAAGUGCAAAAUAUUUUGUGGUAUAAAACUAGUGACAAAUUAAAAUUAUUUAAAUAUUUACAUUUAAAACAAUAUAAUACAAGAGCAUCGAUUACUCCAUCAACACAAGUCAGCAUGAGUGCAUUUAAAUUCCUUGAUUAUGAUUGUAUUGGAUUUGAUUUUGAUCAUACACUUUUACGUUACAAUAUAACAAACAUAGUGUAUUUAAUAUAUGAAACAUUAGCUAAUUAUUUAAUAUCAGAAAAAGGAUAUAAUUCUAAAUAUUUAUUAAAGCCAUUACAAGAUAAAGACUUAGACUUUAUGCAGAAAGGAUUAUUCUUAGAUUUUGAGAAAGGAAAUAUACUUAGAAUUAAUGCUGAUGGCAUAAUUCAAAGAGCAUGUCAUGGAACUAAUUUAUUAAGUAUUGAAAAAAUUAAAGAAAUAUAUCCCGGACAGAGAUGGGAAAUCACAGAUGCUUUUUGCAAUGAUAUGUUAUCCACAUGGAGUGGUCCUCCAUCAAUGAAAAUGAGAAGUUUAUUAGACUAUUUUGAUAUUUCCUCAUCUCUUAUUUUUGCAAGAUUAAUAGAUACACUCGAUGAAGAACAAGAAGAACCAUUAAAUGCAUAUAAUGUUUGGCCUGACAUGUUAGAUGGAUUGAUUGAAAUAUAUAAAAAAGAAAAUUUUAAAUUAGGCAAAGGAUAUUUUUAUCCUAGUCUAAAAGAAAAUCCUCAUAAAUAUAUGUAUAAAUGUACUGCAAAAACUAUAAAUUGGCUUCAAGAAUUAAAAAGACAUCGUAUUACUUUCCUUAUUACUACAUCAUAUAUCGAUGUUGUUGACUUUACUGCUACUUAUGCUUUAGGAAAAGAUUGGAAAUCACUAUUUGAUAUUAUUAUUUGUUAUUCAAGAAAACCUCGUUUUUUUACUGAAAAACAUCCAUUUUUUGAGAUUAUAAAUUAUGAAGAAGGUAAUAUUAUAAAAAGCAAAGAUUUAAAACAAGGUGGUAUAUAUAGCCAAGGUAAUUGGAAAGAACUUAUUGAAUUUUUUAAACGUAUAUCUGGAAAACAAAAUCCUCAAUGUAUAUAUGUUGGUGAUAAUCUUUUACAAGAUAUUUAUGUACCAAAUUCAUGUGUACAAUGUGAUACAGUAGCUGUAAUUGAAGAACAAAUGUCUGAAGGAAUGAUUCAUCAAAAAUUAUCACAUCCAGAUGAAAAAAUAUUAAAUUCAAUAUUUUGGGGCUCUUAUUUUUGUUUAAAAGAUGCAAAGAUUAAUAUGGAUUCGUUAUGGGGACAUGUUAUUAAAAAAUAUUCAAAACUUUGUAUACCUGAAGUAGAUUUAAUAGCUCAACAACCAUUAGAAGAAUCUUGGCUGUGUUUUAGUAAAGAUGGAAAGAAAUAUGAUGGAUAUUAUCCUGCAGUACCACUCAGUAUAUCAUCAUUUUAAAUUUGUCACUGAUACGUAUUAUACCAGCUAUCAAGGAACAAUUGCAAUAUUUAUUAAGAAAUAAAAAGGACUUAACACACACUAAACGUACAUUUAAAACAAAACGUGCUGAACAAAGACAACGAGAAGGACUAGCAGCAAUGGAGAAA